UCACCCACUGAAGUCUGGCAAAGCUGUGUCUGUAUCCCUUGCAGAAUGUCAACAGAUUGGUCUGAAGUACGGCGAACUACAAGAUCGAACUGAAUGAAGCCAAAAUGAAAGGAACACCUUCCCCCGCAGACUAACGUGGAGGAGGUUCCGUGUGAACGUCUUCCCCCGCAGACUAACGUGGAGGAGGUUCAGUGUGAACGUCUUCCCCCGCAGACUAACGUGGAGGAGGUUCAGUGUGAACGUCUUCCCCCGCAGACUAACGUGGAGGAGGUUCCGUGUGAACGUCUUCCCCCGCAGACUAACGUGGAGGAGGUUCAGUGUGAACGUCUUCCCCCGCAGACUAACGUGGAGGAGGUUCCGUGUGAACGUCUUCCCCCGCAGACUAACGUGGAGGAGGUUCCGUGUGAACGUCUUCCCCCGCAGACUAACGUGGAGGAGGUUCCGUGUGAACGUCUUCCCCCGCAGACUAACGUGGAGGAGGUUCCGUGUGAACGUCUUCCCCCGCAGACUAACGUGGAGGAGGUUCCGUGUGAACGUCUUCCUCGCAGACUAACGUGGAGGAGGUUCCGUGUGAACGUCUUCCUCGCAGACUAACAUGGAGGAGGUUCAGUGUGAACGUCUUCCCCCGCAGACUAACGUGGAGGAGGUUCCGUGUGAAAGUCUUCCCCGCAGACUAACGUGGAGGAGGCACUGGCUGGUGAUCACAGAGGAUGGUCAUUUCGUGACGGGCAGACAGGAGCCUCGUCUAGUGCUGGUGUCUCUGACCAGUGAGAGGGGCCAAACGUGCCUAAAUGGACCAGACAUGGAAGAGCUACGGUUCCCGUUGCUGCAACCGGACAACGCCAUCAUCAACUGCAGAGUGUUUAGCACUGACAUCCAGGGCAGGGACUGUGGUGAUGAGGCAUCUAGCUGGCUGACCCGCUUCCUAGGGGCGGGUAAAACCUUUCGCCUGGUGCACUUUGAGCCCCACAUGUCACUCAGGAGGGCAGCAGAUGUGGAGCCUCUCUUUCCUCCAAAUGAAAAGGUGGUGUACCCGGACAUGGGGCCGGUCAUGUUGCUGUCCGAAGCGUCUGUGAAUGACCUUAGCAGCCGGUUGGAGAAGGCGGUCACCGUGGCACAGUUUCGACCAAGCAUCGUUGUCAGUGGUUGUGAAGCUUUUGAAGAGGAUUCUUGGGAAGACAUCCGUAUUGGAGACGUGUGGCUGCAUCGUGUCAUGGCAUGUGGAAGAUGUUUAUUCACAACAGUGGACCCUGAAACGGGAGUCCGUACCGGAAAACAGCCACUGGAGACACUCAAAAGCUAUCGAAUGUGUGACCCGGCCCAGAAGAACAUCUAUAAGUCUGCCCCACUGUUUGGACAGGUGUACAUUGUCAACAAGACUGGCAUCCUACAAGUCGGAGAUGUGGUGUACAAGAUCAGUCACUGAGAUGG
Molecule: messenger RNA, 1431 nt
Organism: Esox lucius (northern pike)
Lineage: Eukaryota; Metazoa; Chordata; Actinopteri; Esociformes; Esocidae
Product: mitochondrial amidoxime-reducing component 1-like
Exons: 8
Coding region: 596-1426 (276 amino acids)
Biological process (GO): nitrate metabolic process
Cellular component (GO): mitochondrial inner membrane
Molecular function (GO): nitrate reductase activity; molybdopterin cofactor binding; molybdenum ion binding
Source: RefSeq, a predicted model, not a curated record